CCUUCUCCCCAGCAGCGGCGGGGUCGCCUGGCCUCUUCUGCGCUCCGGGACGGCGGAGGCUCCGAGGCGCCCGAGAGCGCAGCGCUGCAAAUCACAUGCAGGCAGCCGCUUAAUCUGCCUUGGUAGGCAGGGAGAGCAAAGGUCAGGCGGCUGCUUUUCCAACGUGCGGCGAAACUCGCCGAUGGCAAACUUUGCACAAAGGGAGUCCUCGAGGCGCUGCCUGGGAGCUGCGCCGAGACGCGGAAGGAGCAGCCCGGCGGCGGGGGCGCCCCGCUGCAGUCUGGCCGCCUGGCCGCGCGGUUCAAGGUGACCACCGCCUCCGAUCGGCAUCCGCAGCCCCGAAAGUACCUCCGGAAAGGCUGAAUCAGGAAGCUCUGCUGUUUGAAAGCUCGGGAGCGCCCAUCUCACUAGCCGGAAAGCUUGUGGGUUUGCAAAAAUAAAACCCGACUUGUAACUUCCCCAGAGAUGUAGAAAACUCUGGAGGAAUAAUGGAGCUUGCUGGAGAAAACAUGUCAGAGAAGCAAAGGGGAGAAUGCUUGGACAGACAGCAGCUGCCCCAGGACUGCAAGCCAUGUGGACAGGACAGCUCCCCAGCUCAGGCGCAGGCGGCUGUGGGCAGCCAGUCUCCCAGCCCCAGCCUCCGGGGUGGAAGCUUGAUUCUCCGCAGGGCACAGCUGUCCAACCUCAACAGGAGCCUGAGCAGGUCCAGCAGGCGUUCGCAUAACUGGGCGACAGGAAUGGACCCAGCCAGGCUUUCUGUGGGUGGAGGCAGCACAAGGAGGAAAGGCCUGAAAGAGAUCCUUUUGCAGAGCAGUGAGGCAAAACCCAUUUGGCUGGAGGCUUUGCCGAAGGGAGAUGUCAACGCCAGCAACAUCUCCGAUGGGCUGCGAGGCCCCGACCCUCUUCUGGAAGCCAACUUGGAGGACUUGUCCUUAGUUUUGGACCCACUGGAGCAUGAGUGGAUGCUGACAGUGGCCCAAGGAGAUGCAGGGAGCAUCCUCCGGUUGCUGGACCAGGAUCCCAGCCUGCUCUCCACGCCAGACUUUGUGACUGGCUUCACCGUCCUCCACUGGUUAGCCAAACACGGUCGACAUGAGGACUUGAUAGAAGUCGUAACUUUUGCCGAGAAGCAGCAUUACCCAGUAGACGUCAAUGUAUUCACAGCUAGCGGCCGGUUAACCCCUCUGCACCUGGCCGCUCUUCAGGGACACGAGAUGGUCAUUAAAGUGCUGGUGGGGGCCUACGGGGCAAACACAAGCCUUCGAGACCACAAUGGCCGCAAAGCGUGGCAGUACCUCCGAGCAGAUGCUCCAAGGGAGCUGAAGGAACUUUUGGGGGCUUGUGAGGAAGACUUGGCCCUGCUAGGAGCAGGCAACACCAACAACAACUGUCUCUCAUCCAGACGGGGUGGUGGCAGUGGGUUCAAAAGAGACUGCAAGGAAAUUCAAGGGGAAGGGAACAGCCGCAGGGCCAUCACCGGACUGACCUCUUUACGGAACUUGUUCAGACAAGCAAUUGCAUUUUUCCAAGAGAUGUAGAUGUUUGCUUGGUGGCUGAGGCACUUGGGCCUGCUGACUGUGUAGAUUUUGACAGAAGCCUUCAUGAGAGGGUGGGAAUGCUGUGGGAAGAAGCCUGAGAGGUAGGUGAAGAUACACUGAGGUUAUCUGUGAAAUGUUGGCUUCAGCGAACCUGCCCAGGUUUGCAGUUUAGCCUUGGUUAGGAGAAGUCCAAAGUCUUAAAGAAAACGAUGGAGUUAGUACAAGAAUGAGAAAGGCCAUCCUAUACUCUGCUAAAGGGAGUCCAGAGGGAAGACUGUGCCAGGAAAAGGGGAAUUCUGAAAACUGUAUAUGCAAAUUUAACUAAUGUGUACAUGUUGUUAUUUUGCAUAAUUUAUUCUGGUUUGGGGUGUGGCAAGGAGCAAUAUUGAACUCUAAAACUCCACAUCUAAGUCCCUGGAAAUCUUGGGCAGGUACCGAUUCAGCUACUGAGACUUCUCAUAAGCAUCACCUACACACUUCAAAAAGUAACUUUGUAAUCAGAAGGGCUAGAGACUUGCAUGUCUAAAAAUGUGGAUGCCAUCCUAGACACAAACUAACUCUGGCUUUGCCAGCAACUGGUGAGGAGUGUAUAAACGUUGGAACUAUUAAGAAGACUCUCAAAUAAAGAAUUAAAAUCACACAAACCUGGAAUUUUGUGUUAUGUUCUAGGAUUCCAUUUAACACAGGUAGGUUUAUAUGGUUGCCCUCACAGUGCUAACUUUGAUGUUAAAAACAGGG
Eublepharis macularius is the source of this 2276-nucleotide messenger RNA. It is a transcript of the gene SOWAHD, whose product is annotated as sosondowah ankyrin repeat domain family member D. The transcript has 2 exons. The coding region runs from base 489 to 1538 and encodes 349 amino acids. Gene Ontology annotation, molecular function: protein binding. NCBI's taxonomy places the organism in Eukaryota, Metazoa, Chordata, Lepidosauria, Squamata, Eublepharidae. The record is from RefSeq and is a predicted model, not a curated record.